Messenger RNA from Paramecium octaurelia, 295 nucleotides. NCBI's taxonomy places the organism in Eukaryota, Ciliophora, Oligohymenophorea, Peniculida, Parameciidae. The record is from the annotation of a GenBank genome assembly.
AUGAUCCAAGUAAUAACAUUUGAAUCAACUGAUCUCUAAGAUCUAACAACAGGAUCAGGAAGAUGGAGUGUAAUAUUCACAAUUGACCAUCUACUACAAGGUGCAACUAAGAGCAUUAUCGCCUUAUGAGGUAUCAGACAUACAUUUUAUAACCUUAUAGUAGAAUUAAAAGUAAUACUUAUUUAUGAAAUGGUGGGUUGGAUAAAUUAAUCAGAAAAACAGUAAUUGUCUCUGCGAAUUUUUAUACUCUCACAUAUUUAGACUAUAUCAAAUUCAAUAUUAUUUUGGAAGCUGA